Messenger RNA from Bursaphelenchus okinawaensis, 4564 nucleotides. The record is from the annotation of a GenBank genome assembly. NCBI's taxonomy places the organism in Eukaryota, Metazoa, Nematoda, Chromadorea, Rhabditida, Aphelenchoididae.
AUGGGACAAUUGGGCAAGGAAUUGUACAAAGAGCUGGACUCUUGUGAGUUUUUUUUACGUUUUUAAAAUUUCAAAAUAUUUAAAAAAAUUUAAAUUUAAAUUUAGUUGAAAAACAUGCCCUAGCCGCCUGUCUGAACAAGAUAGAAGAACGAAAAGACCUGGAACAGAGUGCCAAAUGCCUAAUUAUCAGUCGAAAAAGACAUUUAAGUAACAAAAAAGAAGAACAAGAUAAAGACGACUCGGAUACUGAUAAGAGUGCUGGCUGGGUUGGCAAUUUCAAAUUUGAAAAUGACAAUGCAGUUACUGUAAAGCCAAGAUUUAGAGACCUUAUGAGCAUUGGCAGAAGAAAGAAGGUAAUAUCCUACCCUACCCUACCCUACCCUACCCUACCCUACCCUACCAUACCCUACCCUACCAUACCCUACCCUACCAAACCCUACCUUUACCCCCUAUUCUACGCAGCAACAAAAUUUACAUUCCGUCCACAUAGUAUCGAUUUUUUUAAUAUGCACAUCUUUACUUCUAUACUUACACAAAUUUGCAUUAUGUUCACAUAGUAUUGAUUUUUUCAGUUAAAUGUCACAAAAAUCCCAAGAAUAGCCCUACUCCGCCGAAACUACAUUCACAAAGUUCGUCAUCAAAGCAGAUUAGAAAAGCUGAAGAAGCGAGAGAAAAGAGACGCCAGAUGGACAAAGUUUGGAGAUUCGGACAACAAUUUGAAUGACAAUAUUAAAGUAAUGACACAUUUUCUGUAAUGAACUUAUUAUAGACUUUUAGGUUAGGAAAGUAGCAAGUGCUGGUGGGUUGAGAAGUGCUAGCGACAAAAGCCCGGUCACUAGGGUAAGUUACCUUUAAAGCCUUUUUUGGAAAGAAAGUUCUUGCAUUUUUAAAAAAUUUUGUAUUUUUCGGAAAGAUCUAUUAUCACUGGUCCUAAUGGUACCAAAACCACCGUUUUACCACCAGAUAUCCAAAAGAUAUAAGCAAAAGAACAUUAAAAGCUUAAGAUAUUGUUAUAGGUAGCCGACCUGAUUUCAAUGCUAGCAAUGGGCAACACAAGUACCGAUGAUAUGGCCAAGAACAAAGCUGUAGAAUGGAAAGAGAACUAUGAUAGACUAUUGAACUUGAAGAAAGUAUUCGAACAGAAAGAGCAAGAGCCCGGUGCAAAAGUUUAUUCCAUGCGGAUGUACGACCUUGUACUUGACCGGAAAACGCCUAGUAUGACUCCGAAACAAAGUGUGAGUAGUUUUGUAAUGUUAAAUAUUGUCUGAUAUUGUUUACAACAGGGGAAAAACAAAUUUUUAAAUAUUUGGCAAAAUGUCACAAAAUUUAUUGGAAAAAGUGACGAUGUGUCACAACGUUAUUGUUGUUUUAAAGAUGAUUUUUAUCAUUUUUAUAUUACUUUCAACAAAAAAUUAAUAUUUUUUGGCGUUUUAAAUUUGCCACAAAAUUUAUUAAAAAAGAGGAGGAAAUGCCACAAAAGUUAUUGGAAAAGCUGGCGAAGUGUUACAGAAUUAUUGAUUUUUUAAGUUUGAUUUUCAAAUUUUUUACAGUUUUUAUAUUUAAAAUUCAAGAAAUGUUUAGGAUAAAAAUUCAAUAAGUUUUUAAAAAUUUGACGAAAUGUCACAAAUUUUAUUGGAAAAGCUGACGAAGUGUCACAAAAUUAUUGAUCUUCUAAAUUUGAUUUUAAAUAUUUUUUACAGUUUAUAUUUAAAAUUGAAAAAAUGUUCCUAAUAAGCUGUUUUUAAAAUUUGACGAAACGUCACAGAUUUUAUUGGAAAAGCUGACGAAGUGUCACAAUUGAUUUUUUAAAAGAUGGUUUUUAGAGAUUAUAAAUCAUUUUUUGACUAUGAAUUUAAAAUUUUUUUGUUUUUUUUUGCAAAAGAAACAAAAUUUAUUGGAAAAAUAGACGAAAUGUCACAUUUUUUUCCUUUUUGUAAAAUACGACCUCUUAACAUAUCUCCAUUUUUAGAAAACCCCUCAAGGCCUGGUUCAAAUGGGUAUGACAUUGUUCAAUCAAAUUGGUGGUGAAAAAAACCGCGAAAUGCGUGAAGGUACCAAUGCCAAUGUGCUUAGUCCUCGCUUUGCACCAGUCAUGCCGGAUAAGACAAAGUCAUUGAAUAUGACAUCAAGUCCGAGUAUUCUGUCAUUUUAUGAAGACAAUGACAACAAGAACAAUAUUGCUUCGAUCCCAAAUUUGUUGAAGAGUGUUGGAGUUGAAGCCAAGGAUAGGGAUGUCAUGUUGGGAGCGCUGAUGAAGGCUUCUGGAGCUAAUGAUGUUGUCAAUGAUGCUAUGAACUUUUUGGAUGGCAUCAACUUUUUUGGUAAGGGGAAGGGCAGGAUAGGCUAUAAAAAGUAAAGUGAAGGGCGGGUUAGGCCAAAAAAAGUCAGGAGAUGGGCAGGACGAGCCAUAGGUACGGUAGGGUAAAGAAAGGUUUGUUAGAGGCAGAGUAAAGAUGUAGGUUAGAGAAUCAAUACUAUGUAGAUGAAAUAUAAAUUUGUUUCGGGUAGUAUAGGAUAGGGUAUGGUAAAGCAAGAAAAAUGUUGUUGUAUAGUAGAGCAAAGAUGUACAAUAUAGAAAAGUCAAUGCUAUGUAGACUAAAUGUAAAUUUUGUUACAUGGUAAGUAAGGGUAGGGUAGAGUAGGGUAGGGUAGGGUAGGGUAGGGUAGGAUAGGGUAGGGUAGGGUAGGGUAGGGUAGGGUAGGGUAGGGUAGGGUAGGGUAGGGUAGGGUAGGGUAGGGUAGGGUAGAGUAGGGUAGGGUAGAGUAGGGUAGGGUAGGAUAGGGUAGGGUAGGGUAGGGUAGGGUAGGGUAGGGUAGGGUAGGGUAGGGUAGGGUAGGGUAGGGUAGGGUAGGGUAGGGUAGGGUAGGGUAGGGUAGGGUAUAAAAAAUUUAAAAAAAUAUUUGGAAUUUCGUGAAGAUUGGUGAAUAAUCAAUUUUAGGUAUGAAAGACGAUGUGUUUGAAGUAACAGAACGUGUAGCCGGCGUCUACGAAGAGCUGGAAAGCUCUUUCAACAAAAGGCAACAUGAUUAUUUGGAAAAGGAUGGCUUUACUUUCAUGGAAGAUGAUCAAUAUGAACAGCUUUACAACAACAAAGGUGUGUUCUACUUACUAAUUCUUUUUCAAAUUAUAAAUUUUUUUAAAUGUUUUACUGAGCUACUUCAACGUUAGAUUCAAUUUGAUUUUUAGAGUUAAACCUGCCAGAAGAAGCCAAAACUAUAAAUAAUUUCAAAAACCGAACUUAUGAAGAAAAGAAGGAAGCUCUUUGGCUUACUGUCGAACAAAUUGCCAGCGGCAAAUCACAAGUAAGUUUAAAAAAGUUUAAGCCGAAUUCCAUACAGAAUUAAACGUAUUUUACACAAAACAAAUUACAAACAAAAACUUGGUUUUUGACAAAAUGUAAAAAAAACUAUUGGAAAAAAUGACGAAGUGUCACAAAAUUAUUAGGAAAGUUAACAAAGUGUCACAAGUUGCAUAGGAUUUUAAAAUUUUGUUUUUAACAUAAUUGUUGUCGUUUUUUUAAGUUAUGACAAAAUGUCACAUCAUUAUUGUAAAAAUAACGAAAUGUAACAAAAUUAUUGGGAAAGUUAACAAAGUGUCACAAGUUGCAUAGGAUUUUAAAAUUUUGUUUUUAACAUAAUUGUUGUCGUUUUUUUAAGUUAUGACAAAAUGUCACAUCAUUAUUGUAAAAAUAACGAAAUGUAACAAAAUUAUUGGGAAAGUUAACAAAGUGUCACAAGUUGCAUAGGAUUUUAAAAUUUUGUUUUUAACAUAAUUGUUGUCGUUUUUUUAAGUUAUGACAAAAUGUCACAUCAUUAUUGUAAAAAUAACGAAAUGUAACAAAAUUAUUGGGAAAGUUAACAAAGUGUCACAAGUUGCAUAGGAUUUUAAAAUUUUGAUGUUAGCACUAUUUUGUCUUUUUUUUUGCAGUUUUGACGAAAUGUCACAAAAUUAUCGAAAAAAUGACAAUGUAGCACUAUAGCAAUCAAAAAAAGUUUAAAGAGAUUUUUAAAUUGUGUUGCAUAAAAAUAUGUUAAUCGUAUUUUACAAAUCCAAUUUCAGGCUGAAGAACCAGUAACCAAAAACCACACCAUAGCUGGUCGAUUUUCGCGCCACAAACGUUUUACCCUAAUAUCCGUGCUAUCACCAGUGAUUUUAGCACCGUACAUGUUUGCGCCGAUCUUUGGACUAGGAGUACUUGGACCAGUAAUCCUGUCUCCGAACAUCUUUUCUCCGCUUAUUUUGAAUCCGUCAGUCUUAAGUCCUUACAUCUUAUCACCAGCCGUUGCCAUGCCUUUCAUAUUGUCACCCUACCUUUUGGGACCCUAUAUCUUAUCACCGCUGGUUAUGGCACCUUUCAUCUUGAAUCCAUAUGUUUUGUCACCAAAUGUCGUUAACCCUUAUGUGCUAAGUCCGCUAGUACUGAGCCCAUUGGUACUGUGUCCGGAUGUGGUUAGUCCGAUGACGUUGGGUGGGGCUGUGCUUAGCCCGAGUGUGGCUUCACCGGCGGUUUUGACUGAGACCUUUUUAAUGGCUACUGUAUUGUCACCUUCGUUUUUGUCAUGA